Messenger RNA from Micropterus salmoides (largemouth bass), 1256 nucleotides. It is a transcript of the gene nit2, whose product is annotated as nitrilase family, member 2. Lineage: Eukaryota; Metazoa; Chordata; Actinopteri; Centrarchiformes; Centrarchidae. Bases 117 to 977 code for a protein of 286 amino acids. The record is from RefSeq and is a predicted model, not a curated record. Gene Ontology annotation, cellular component: mitochondrion. Gene Ontology annotation, molecular function: omega-amidase activity. Gene Ontology annotation, biological process: oxaloacetate metabolic process; L-glutamine metabolic process. The transcript is spliced from 10 exons.
CCUGGUGUUGUAAAACCGUCUGGACUCUUAUUUUGGAAAGAAACAAAUAGCCAUCCGGAAUUACAUGACCUGCGCUCUACACUGUGUGUGAAACCUAACAGGACCUCUCUGCAUACAUGUCUACUGUAGCAAAGGCGAUGUCAAAGUUCCGUCUGGCUGUCGUUCAGCUGCAGGUGACGAGCGUCAAGGCUGACAACCUGAGCAGAGCCCGGAGGCUGGUGAAGGAGGCUGCAGGACAAGGCAGCCAGCUGGUGCUGCUGCCGGAAUGCUUCAACUCUCCAUAUGGAACCAACUUCUUCUCUCAGUAUGCUGAGCGGAUCCCAGGAGAGUCCACUCAGGUGCUGUCAGAGGCAGCGAAGGCGAAUAAGGUGUAUCUAGUGGGAGGAUCCAUCCCUGAAGAGGAAGGUGGGAAGUUGUAUAACAGCUGCACAGUGUUUGGGCCCGAUGGAGAGCUGCUUCUUAAACACAGGAAGAUUCACCUCUUUGACAUCGACGUUCCAGGGAAAAUCCGCUUCCAGGAGUCUGAGACGCUGAGCCCAGGCAACAGUUUGUCAAUGUUCGACACACCAUUCUGCAAAGUGGGAGUGGGCAUUUGCUAUGACUUGAGGUUUGCAGAGCUUGCACAGCUCUAUAGUAGGAAAGGCUGUCAGCUGCUGGUCUACCCUGGAGCCUUCAACAUGACGACCGGUCCAGCCCACUGGGAGCUCCUUCAGAGGGGGAGAGCGCUUGAUAACCAAGUGUAUGUGGCCACAGCGUCUCCUGCCAGAGAUGAAACUGCUUCAUAUGUCGCCUGGGGACACAGCACUGUUGUCAACCCAUGGGGAGAAGUGAUCUCUAAGGCUGGACCAGAGGAGGCCGUUAUUUAUGCUGAUAUCGACCUGCAGUAUUUAGCCGACAUCCGGCAGCAGAUCCCAAUCACCGCUCAGCGUCGGGACGACAUCUACACAGUCACAUCUGUGCAGGGAGGCUCGAGCUGAGCUCUGCAGCCAUGAGAAAGAAAGGUGCAACGCAAACCACGCAACAGAAUCUUUGCUGCAACAGAGCGUCUUCGUCUCCCUGUGACGCACAAGACUUGUUUGUCUUAAUAGUGGAAGCAAGAGAUGCAGUUGGGAUGGUCGCUGAUUGAACUGUAAUUUGUUUAAUGUCUGGUGCUUAAAUGACUGAUCAAUAGAAAAUCGAUGACACUUGGUAAGCAGUUAAUUGUUGACAUCAUUUAUUAAGUGAAAUAAAGCAUUUGCUGGUUACAUCCUCUGUAA